CUCUAACACCUCACCAAACACAACCAACAAUUUAAUAAUUUCAUUUUCGUAAAUUUUCAUCAUUUAUAAGCCUCUCUUUUUCUUGAUCUGCGGUUUAAAUAAUUGUCUCAAAAUUUCUGGGUUUGGAGUUUUACACACUUGCUGUGGAGCUGGGGUUGUCAAGAAUUUGUGUAAUUUUUCAAAAGAUUUCUGAUGGAAAAUAUGAAAGUUGUGUGUUUCUUGAAGUUCUUUUAGCAGGGUGAUCACAUUCCGAGUUAUCUAUAAAUGAUCGAAAAAAGGCUUUGUAUUAGUACUUGAUUCUGCCAUUCCUCCCUACUUACCACUUGGGAAAUUCAAUGUCUUUCCGGAGUAUAGCUCGGGAUUUGAGGGAGAGUUUUGGCAGCCUGUCGCGGAGGAGUUUUGAUGUGAGGUUGCCUGGACAUUAUAGGGGGAAAUCUCAUGGUUCGUUUAAUGACUUGGGUGACCAGCCCUUGUUGAUCCAGAACAGUAGGUGGGCUAAUCUGCCGCCUGAGCUACUUUACGAUGUGAUUAGGAGGUUGGAGGAGAGCGAGAGCACGUGGCCCACCCGGAAACAUGUCGUUGCGUGUGCAGCUGUUUGCCGGUCCUGGAGGAGCAUGUGCAAGGAAAUAGUUAAAAAUCCGGAACUCUGUGGGAAGCUUACUUUCCCGGUUUCUCUUAAGCAGCCUGGCUCUCGUGACGGAACUAUUCAGUGCUUCAUUAAGCGAGACAAAUCCAAUUUAACCUACCACCUGUUUUUGUGCCUUAGUCCAGCUUUGCUAGUUGAAAAUGGGAAGUUUCUUCUCUCUGCUAAAAGAACUCGAAGAACAACUUGUACAGAAUACGUCAUCUCUAUGGAUGCAGAUAACAUCUCCAGAUCAAGUAGCACAUACAUUGGCAAACUAAGAUCGAAUUUUCUCGGUACAAAGUUUUUGAUAUACGACACACAGCCAUGUUCUCACGUCCCGCCACCGGGGAGGUCAAGCCGCCGGUUCUACUCCAAGAAAGUAUCUCCGAAAGUACCGACGGGAAGUUACAGCAUAGCUCAAAUCACAUACGAGCUGAACGUGCUCGGGACGCGCGGUCCGAGAAAAAUGAACUGCAUUAUGCACUCAAUCCCCGUCGCGUCCCUCGAACCCGGCGGCGUAGUUCCCGGGCAGCCGGAACUUCUCCCGAGAUCCCUAGAAGACUCGUUCCGGAGCCUCUCAUUCUCGAAGUCUCUGGACCGCUCCACCGAGUUCAGCAGCUCGAGAUUUUCCGAAAUGGCCCGGGUGUCGAACGAGGAUGACGAGAGCAGCAAAACCCGGCCUUUGGUUCUGAAGAACAAGGCCCCGCGGUGGCACGAGCAGCUGCAGUGCUGGUGCCUCAACUUCCGGGGACGGGUGACAGUCGCGUCCGUGAAGAACUUCCAGCUGAUCGCGUCGACUCAGCCACCGGGUGCUUCGGACCAUGAUAAGGUGAUUCUGCAGUUUGGGAAGGUUGAGAAGGACUUGUUCACCAUGGAUUAUAGGUAUCCAUUGUCUGCAUUUCAGGCAUUUGCAAUCUGUUUGAGCAGCUUUGACACUAAACUGGCUUGUGAAUAGACAAAAUUGACCUUUGCUUGCUUGAUUCUAACUGUGAGAUGAUGGUGUUUGUAGCUCUUUUAUGUUUGGAUAUUGAUGGUGAUGGUUGUUAGUUUAUAUUAA
Molecule: messenger RNA, 1682 nt
Organism: Salvia hispanica
Lineage: Eukaryota; Viridiplantae; Streptophyta; Magnoliopsida; Lamiales; Lamiaceae
Gene: TLP10
Product: tubby like protein 10
Molecular function (GO): protein binding
Source: RefSeq, a predicted model, not a curated record